CUUGUGCUGCGGGUGCAACCAUGGAUAAUGAUAUUUUUGAGAACCUUGUUUGGCUGGCUAUUGUGACUUUGAUAAGUGUUAUCCAGAAUGUUUCAUUUGCAUUUAAAGUGGAACACGAAGCGAAACAUCAGAAUUCCAAGAGUUUCCAGAGAACUGGCUCUCCUUCCUUUGAGAAAGUGUACUCAGCAAACCAAAACUGCGUUGAUGCAUACCCAACAUUCCUUGCUUUGCUUUGGUGUGCUGGAGUGUUCUGUAGUCAAGCGCCUGCAGCUUUUGCUGGAUUGAUCUAUCUGUUUGUUAGACAGAAGUACUUUGUAGGAUACCUUGGAGAGCAGACACAAAGCACUCCUGGAUACAUUUUCGGAAAGAGAAUCAUAUUUUUCCUAUUUCUUAUGUCAGUAGCUGGCAUUCUCAAUUAUUUUCUUGUGGCCAUCUUUGGAAGUGACAUGGAAAAGUAUUUAAAAACUAUCAGUGGAACUGUCUCAGCGCUUCUACUCAUUCCCUAGACUGUAAACCACUUGUAUGUCAUCUGGCAAAGUAAAAAUGUUUCCAUUUUUGUAUCAAUAAAGUUUUUGUCAAACUAUA
Molecule: messenger RNA, 585 nt
Organism: Bombina bombina (fire-bellied toad)
Lineage: Eukaryota; Metazoa; Chordata; Amphibia; Anura; Bombinatoridae
Gene: ALOX5AP
Product: arachidonate 5-lipoxygenase activating protein
Exons: 5
Coding region: 21-506 (161 amino acids)
Biological process (GO): leukotriene biosynthetic process
Cellular component (GO): nuclear envelope; membrane; endoplasmic reticulum
Molecular function (GO): glutathione peroxidase activity; enzyme activator activity; leukotriene-C4 synthase activity
Source: RefSeq, a predicted model, not a curated record